GCGGCCACCCGGAUCACCUCUGGUCAAAACACCGCGACAGGCCACGACGUCUAAUCUUGCCAUUGACACCUACCUCAUCCUCGACCCUCAGCCUCCUUUCAACUCUUUUGCUCAUUAUUCUUGAUAACCCUAGUGGACUUGAUCACAUCCAAGUUUUUCAUUCCCGGACCCUUGGUGAUCAGUCUUGCUGCCUGCCUUAUUCACGCCCUCCUGGAACUUCCUCCCCCCUUGAUCACACCACAACCAUGGGCGACGAGUACGAUUUUCUUUUCAAGGUGGUUCUCAUAGGAGACAGUGGCGUCGGCAAAUCCAACCUUCUGAGUCGAUUCACCCGCAACGAGUUCAACCUCGAUUCAAAGUCCACGAUUGGUGUCGAGUUCGCGACAAGAUCGAUCCAGGUCGACACCAAAACAAUCAAGGCUCAAAUCUGGGAUACCGCGGGUCAAGAGCGAUACCGAGCGAUUACAUCUGCCUAUUAUCGAGGUGCUGUGGGAGCCCUCCUUGUCUACGAUAUUAGCAAGCAUCAAACAUACGACAAUGUCACAAGAUGGUUGAAAGAGCUGCGGGACCAUGCCGAUGCCAACAUCGUCAUCAUGCUUGUUGGAAACAAGAGCGAUCUGCGCCACUUGCGAGCCGUUCCAACAGAGGAAGCUAAACAAUUUGCUAGCGAGAACAAUCUCUCCUUUAUCGAGACAUCUGCGCUCGAUGCUAGCAACGUCGAACUGGCGUUCCAAAACAUUCUCACAGAAAUCUAUCGGAUCGUGUCCAGCAAGGCAUUAGACAAUGGAGAUGCGGCACAAGCUCCGUCAGGUGGCGUCAAGAUUGACAUGACACCCUCUGGAACUCCGGACGCUAAGGGGGGCAAGUGCUGCUGAUUUGGAUUUGAUACGCGGUAUACUCGGAGCACGGCGUUUUUCAUGUCAAAGUAUGAAUUUGAUAAUGUAUUCAUGUGCUGAUGAUUUGCAUGACUCAUGAGCAAGCACCACAGCUUCAUGAUAAGACAUCCGGUGAAUGUUCCAUGUUCGAUAAGACUUCAAUUCCAACCCCGAAUCUCUUGGUCGAGCCGUUGAUAUUUUGAAAUUGUCAGUUCGCAUUUCGAUCGUGUCACCGUUGCCC
Molecule: messenger RNA, 1116 nt
Organism: Exophiala mesophila
Lineage: Eukaryota; Fungi; Ascomycota; Eurotiomycetes; Chaetothyriales; Herpotrichiellaceae
Exons: 4
Coding region: 246-875 (209 amino acids)
Biological process (GO): exocytosis
Cellular component (GO): recycling endosome
Molecular function (GO): GTP binding; GTPase activity
Source: RefSeq, a predicted model, not a curated record